AAAUUUGACCUUUUGCCACCGGAAAUACUGACCCCUGGUUUAGCUCGCCUGUCAUUUUCAACAGCGACAGGCAAAUCAGUUCUCUUCAUCUAAGACGAUUUUCAAUGUGAGUCAGCGCUUUAUUGUCUCAACACCUAUUCCCAGCACUGGUAAGACCUUUGUCUCCUGUUGUCUGGUUUCCCUUUAUGCAAAUCAGCACAUGUAAUACCAGGGUACUUCCCUUUGUUUCGUUGUCAAGUGCAACCUGUCGAACCGGUUUUAUUCCCCCAUCCAGUCACUAUAUAAAUGUGUAACUGACCACUCUGUCAGUACCGACUCUGAAGCCGUGAGGAUCUGUGUCGACUGUGGAGCAUCGGCGCAUCUCGGAUCUUGAGUUGGACCAAAUGGCAUCUACAGUCAGAUCUCAUCUGACACAAGGGGAGGGAGAGGAUGGACAGGAUUCUCGCCGUACCCACAAGUGCAGCCAUUGCGACAAGGAGUUUCGCUCCAAAAGUAAGCUCAAUGAACAUCUGCGAACUCACACUGGUGAGAGACCAUACCAGUGUAAUGAAUGCGGGAAACGGUUUGGCCGACUUGGUUAUCUGAAGGGCCACAUGAGAACUCACACCGGUGAGAAACCGCACCGAUGUCAGGAGUGCAACAGACAGUUCAGUAGGCUGAACGAUCUAAAGGUUCAUGCGCGAACCCACACUGGUGAAAAGCCGUACAAGUGUGAACACUGCAACAAAUGCUUUAUUCAGUCAACUCAUCUGAAGAGACACGUGCGGACUCACACAGGGGAAACCCCGUACAGGUGUGAACAGUGCGGCAUGCAGUUUACUACGUUGUCACACUUAAAGAGUCACAUGCGGACUCACACAGGUGAGAAACCGUACACAUGUGAGCAUUGCAACAAAGGCUUCCGACAUUCAACUCAUCUGAAGGCUCACAUGCGGACUCACACAGGGGAAACCCCGUACAGGUGUGAGGAGUGCGACAAGCAGUUUGCUAAUCUGUCAAAUCUAAAGCGUCACAUGCGGACUCACACAGGUGAGAAACCGUACACGUGUGAGGCAUGCUACAAGCAGUUCAGUGAGCUUGGUACCCUGAAAAAACACAUGCGGACUCACACAGGGGAAAAUCCAUACAGGUGUGAGGAUUGCGACAAGCAGUUUGCUGAUAUGUCAAAUCUAAAGCGUCACAUGAGAACUCACACUGGCGAAAAACCGUACAGGUGUGAACAAUGCGACAGAAGCUUUCGCCAGUCGCGUAGUCUCCGUUCGCACAUGCAAACUCACAUUGAUGAAAGUCUGUCAGUAUCUGUGUCAAGUAAAAACUACCGAAGCUGUGUUAUGCACCCGCUACGGACAACGUCACCUGGUGACCGAGAACUAAAUCUAGCGUUUGACAAGGAUCUUGAAUUGACCAAAAUGGCAACUACAAUCAGAUCUCAUAUGAAACAGGGGGAGGAAGAGGAGGGACAGGAUUCUCCCCGUACCCACAAGUGCAGCUAUUGCGACAAGGAGUUUCGCUUCAAAGGUAACCUCAACCAACAUCUGCGAACUCACACUGGUGAGAGACCAUACCAGUGUGGUGAAUGCGGGAAACGUUUUGGUUAUCUAUCUAAUCUGAAGGAACACGUGGGAACUCACACAGGUGAGAAACCGUACCGAUGUCAGGAGUGCAGCAGGCAGUUCAGUAGGUUGCGCGAUCUGAAGAGUCACAUGCGAACACACACGGGUGAAAAGCCGUACAAGUGUGAACAUUGCAACAAAAGCUUCAGUCGAUCAAAUUAUCUGAAGACUCAAAUGCGCACUCACACAGGGGAAAACACAUACAGGUGUGAGGAAUGCGGCAAGCAGUUCUCUACGCUGUCAGAUCUAAAGAUACAUAUUCGGACUCACACCGGUGAAAAACCUUACAAGUGUGAGGCGUGCAGCAAGCAUUUUACUCAGCUGUCACAGCUUAAGAGCCAUAUGCGGACGCAAACUGGUAAAAAAGUGUGUGGAGCAUACACUCACGGUAUAUUAAGUUUUCGAGUCAGUAACGACUCUGAAGUCGUGAGAACCUGUGCCGCCGUGAAUCACUGUGCAGUACUUGGACCAUCAGCAUAUCUCGGAUUUUGGAGUUUGAAAAACAUGGCGACUGGAGUCGGAUCUCAUCUGUCACAAGGGGAGGGAGAGGGUGGACAGGAUUCUCCCCGUAGCCACAAGUGCAGCCAUUGCGACAAGGAGUUUCGAUGCAAAAGUAGGCUCGUUCAACAUCUGCGAACCCACACUGGUGAGAGACCAUACGGGUGUGAUGAAUGCGGGAAACGGUUUAAUCAACUAUCUCAUCUGAAGGGCCACAUGAGAACUCACACCGGUGAGAAACCGCACCAAUGCGAGGAGUGCAGCAGGCAAUUCAGUAGUUUGACCCAUCUGAAGUUACAUACGCGAACUCACACUGGUGAAAAACCGUACAAAUGUGAGCAUUGUAACAAAGGCUUCAGUCAGUCAAAUCAUCUGAACACUCACAUGCGGACCCACACGGGGGAAAACCCGUACAGAUGCGAGGAGUGUAGCAAACAGUUCACUUCAUUGUCAAAUCUAAAAAGUCACAUGCGGACUCACACAGGUGAGAAACCGUACGAGUGCGAGGAGUGCAGCAAGCAGUUCAGUGCUCCGUCUACUCUGAAGCAACAUUUGCGAACUCAUACUGGUGAAAAGCCGUACAAGUGUGAGGAGUGCAACAAGCAGUUCGCUACGUUGUCAAAUCUAAAGAGUCACAUGCGGACACACACUGGUGAGAAACCAUACAAGUGCGAGGCGUGCAGCAAGCAGUUUACACACUUGUGCACUUUGAAAAGACAUGUGCAGACUCACUCUGUUCAGAGACAUGUUGCCGACUCUGAAGCCGUGAGGACCUGUGUCGCUGUGGAAACAUCGUGCGUUAUCUUGGAGCAUCGGAUCUGGAACUUUACCAACAUGGCGACUGGAGCUGGGUCUCACCUGAAACAGGUUGAGGAAGAAGUUGGACAGGAUUCUCCCCGUACUCGUAAGUGUAGCUGUUGUGACAAAGAGUUUCGAUCAAAAAGUAAGCUCAACGAACACCUGCGAACUCACACUGGUGAGAGACCAUACCAAUGUGGCGAAUGCGGGAAACGGUUUGGUCAUUUAAAUCAUCUGAAGGACCACAUGAGAACUCACACCGGGGAGAGACCGUACCGAUGUCAGGAGUGCAGCAGGCAGUUCAGUAGGUCGAGUGCUCUGAAGGUACAUGUGCGGACUCACACCGGUGAGAAACCGUACAGGUGUGAACAUUGCAACAAAGGCUUCAGUCAGUUAGGUCAUCUGAAGGCUCACAUGCGGACUCACACAGGGGAAAAUCCGUACAGAUGCGAGGAGUGCAGCAAGCAAUUCACUACGUUGUCAAAUCUCAAGUGUCACAUGCGGACUCACACAGGUGAGAAACCGUACAGAUGUGAGACAUGCUACAAGCAGUUCCGUGAACUUGGUACCCUGAAAAAACACAUGCGGACUCACACAGGGGAGAAACCGUACAGGUGUGAGGCAUGCUGCAAGCAGUUCAGUCACCUGGGAAGUCUGAAGAAACACAUGCGGACUCACACUGGUGAAAUACCGUAAAGGUGUGAACCUGUUUUAUGGGCCCACUACAUACAACGUCACCAAGGAGGAUCUCAUGACCUGGUGACCGAGAACUAAAUCUAGCGUUUGACAAAGUAGAUGUUCAAUGUGGGAAGUUAGGACAGUGGCGACAGUAAAUUACAUGUGAACACGACGCCGUUCGUAUCACGUAAAGGCGUCUAGUCUGUGUUCUAUACCACAGUACACGAUUGGGCUCUGUCUGUAUGAGUUACUGGACUUCUGAUUGUCACUUUAUAUAAGUCAAUGUAGAUAUACAAGAAUCGUCAACGUUUAGAACUAGUUAAAGC
Molecule: messenger RNA, 3913 nt
Organism: Branchiostoma floridae (Florida lancelet)
Lineage: Eukaryota; Metazoa; Chordata; Leptocardii; Amphioxiformes; Branchiostomatidae
Product: zinc finger protein 208-like
Exons: 8
Coding region: 384-3605 (1073 amino acids)
Biological process (GO): regulation of DNA-templated transcription
Molecular function (GO): RNA polymerase II cis-regulatory region sequence-specific DNA binding; DNA-binding transcription factor activity, RNA polymerase II-specific
Source: RefSeq, a predicted model, not a curated record